UUCUUUCAUCAAUGUAUCUCUCUGGUUAAAGCGAAGAGCUAUAGAUAGAGUCUUCACAACUGCUAUCAUUAACAAAGUGAGAGAGGUCACACCCUUUCCUUUAUUCUUUUCCUUUAAUUUUGGAUAUAAUUUUUGAGGGCAUCUAUUUUAGCGAAGCUUUUGUGUUUUCUGUGUAAAAAAGAGUCAUUUUUAGAGAGAGAUAAAAAAAACGGCUAAAUUUGCUUGUUUUUCGGCUGCGGAGAAGCGGAGAUCGAGGUAGGGGGUUGUAUUGGACAAGGAGAGUUACCCGUUUGGCAACCGAUUUUUGAGGGGACCUUUUGGUCAUUUCGUGGUUGCUGAUCUGGUUUUUGGAGCAGUUGCAGAAGUGGGGUUUCGAGAUUGGUGGGAUUUGAAUCCAAGCAUCUGUUGGGGAGAUUAUAAGUGGAAAAGGAAAAACAAGCAAACGAAAAAAAAAAAAAAAGCAGAAGCAAAAUGUGGUGGAUGAUGGGUGAAAAUGGUGGACAUUACUGCUCCAAGAAGACUGAUGACAUCUGCGGUGAUGUUUGUGGCCAGGACUCUGGCCGAGUUUUGAGCAUGUCCAGAAUCCGCUGUAUCCUACGUGGCAUUGAUUUAAAGACCAUGUUAUUUCUAUUCAUCCUUGUGCCAACAUGUGUCUUUGUUAUUUAUGUGCAUGGACAGAAGAUCUCAUACUUCCUGAGACCACUAUGGGAAAAACCACCAAGAAGCUUCAAUGAAAUCCCUCAUUAUUAUCAUGAGAAUGUGUCAAUGGAGAAUCUCUGCAAGCUCCAUGGUUGGAAGAUUCGUGAAUUUCCUAGACGUGUUUAUGAUGCAGUGUUGUUCAGUAAUGAGUUGGAUAUUCUCACAAUAAGAUGGAAAGAGUUGUACCCUUAUGUCACACAGUUCAUUCUUCUUGAAUCUAAUUCAACAUUUACUGGCAGUGAAAAGCUUCUCUAUUUUGCCAGCCAUCGAGAUGAGUUCAAAUUUGUUGAAUCCAGAUUGACUUAUGGAACUAUUGGAGGGAGAUUUAGGAAAGGAGAGAACCCAUUUGUUGAGGAGGCAUAUCAGCGAGUAGCAUUGGAUCAGCUUAUUAGGGUAGCGGGGAUUUCUGAUGAUGACUUGUUGAUAAUGUCAGAUGUAGAUGAGAUACCAAGCAGACAUACUAUCAAUCUCUUGAGAUGGUGUGAUGACAUACCUUCCAUUCUUCACCUUCGACUGAAGAAUUAUCUCUAUUCUUUUGAGUUUCUCUUGGAUGAUAACAGCUGGAGAGCUUCAAUCCACAGGUAUCAAACAGGCAAGACACGGUAUGCACAUUAUCGCCAGGCGGACAACAUUUUGGCAGAUUCAGGGUGGCAUUGCAGCUUUUGCUUUCGUCGAAUAAGUGAGUUUAUAUUCAAGAUGAGAGCUUACAGCCAUUGCGAUAGAGUCAGAUUCAAGCAUUUCUUGAACCCUGAAAGAGUCCAAAGAAAAAUAUGUGAGGGUGAUGAUUUAUUUGAUAUGCUUCCGGAGGAGUACACAUUCAAGGAAAUAAUUGGAAAAAUGGGACCAAUUCCUCACUCCUACUCAGCUGUUCACUUGCCAUCGUAUCUAUUAGAAAAUGCUGCUAAGUAUAAAUUUCUCUUGCCUGGGAAUUGCAUGAGAGAAAGUGGGUAAUUUUCUUAGAUAACUUUCUUUAUCUAUUUCUGUAAAGCGUAGGCAGAGGUGCAGCUUGUGAGACUCCUUGUGAAGGUCCAAGCGAACAUGUGACAACUGUGAUAUGUCACUGGUGCAGUCCAACUAAAUUUGGGAAAUGUUUGGAGAGUUGGGUGAAUUCUUGGAUUUUAUAGGGUCAAAUUAUGUAUAUAGUUUUCUUCUGGUUUUGGAUUUUAUUCAAGGCAGAACAUAUCCAUUUGACCUGGUGAACUUGCUGUGAUGGUAACGGCCAAGUCAUUACUGGGUGUUUGUGUACUUCUUAGCAUGGGUAGAACUUGAUUUUCCAAGUACUCCAAAAAAUAGUUUGAGGUUCUGAUUUCCCCUUAUAGGGGAGUUUUGUUAUGAGAUGAUUUAUUCCUACAUGUCAUUAACACCAUGAUUCAUUAUAUUUGAUUGCAUUUUGAUCCGUUUUGAUCUCAAUUCUCUGUGUGCUUGUGCAUGUUUGCAAAUUUUUUUUUUUAAUUACAGCAGCUUUAAUAGUUAAUACCAAACUGACCCUUAGAUUGGCACUAUAAAAAUGGAGGCAAUUACAGAACUUGAAGUCUGUCUCCACUCUCCACCAUUGAUUGGAGGAGAGAAAAAUAUAAGGUAUACAAUGCAUCAGGACAAAGAAACCAGUUUGCAAACAUGCUGCAAGAUUCCAUAUGUCUGGUUAUCGGUACAUGUGGAUUUUUGCAAUGUUUCUUUCUUUCCUUGUUAAAACUGAUGUUUAUGUCUUCCUAGAUUUUUGACCGUUAAGCUGUCAUUUACUUUGUAUUCAUCAAGGUCACAUAUGUCGGAACUUUUGGUUUGGUUUGCCCUGUAAUGUGGACCAUCUCUAAAAUGGUUUUUCCAAAUCUAGUUGAACUUUGAGAGGUAGGUCCUAGCCUCUCUGGCAAUGAAGCUGGCAGUAGAUCUGCAGUUAUUCCCCUUUUGCAUCAUCAGCUUCUUUGCUCAAGGUAGACCUGGUUAAGGUUGGAUUGAGAAUUGAAAUUGAACAUAAAUUGAAAUCGAAUGGUUUGAUUUAAUCAAACUAAAAUCGAAUUAAAAUUUUGCCAAAAUUGAAUUAAAAUUAGAAUCUUUAUUAUUUUGAGUAUAAUUCUCUUAAAUUUUAAAUCGAAAAUUUCAGAUGCUGUUCAGUCUAUUGGCCACACCUAGUUUAAGGUGGUGGCACCUGGGCCCUACAUUUUGGUGCUUGUUAAUAGGCUUAAUUGGAAGCAAUUAAGAAUCUAUCAACCUGGUGGCAUCCAUGGAAAAGAUUGAAAAAAAAUUGGAAAAUAAAAAAUAAGGGAAGAAUAUUUGCAUCUCUUUGUAUUUAUUUUAUGAGGAGUUAGUUGGCUGGCAGGGCAAGGGAAGGGAAGGCCGGAUUGGCAUUGAAACCCCAAGUGGUUGGGAUUAAAAAUGCAACUGGGUCCAUGCCACGUUUCAUAAACAUGACCAAAUUUAUUGUGAAAAGGCUACAUCUGGGGCAAAUAGAUGCCCAGUGAAAUGUAUAUGGGGAAUAAAGCCAGUUUCUUUGUGUAGGACAAGAAAAGAUGGAGAAAAAAAAUAUUAAGAAAAUUCAUUAUACAACAAUGUUCAUUUCUUUUUUUCCCUCCAUACUGAAGGGCCUGUAAAUCUUGCUUUAAAGAUCGUCCUUUGCCUCUCAUAGCUCCAACUCGUCCUUAAGCAAUUAUGACAAAAAUUUUCUUUCUACAAGACAAUUGCUAAUGUAAGGCUUUGAUCCAAAAAAUUUAAUGAUUUAAAGUUUUAAGUCACUUGAGCUUCAAGUGAUACUCUAUGUAUAUUCAACAUGUUAUAUUGCACUGAUAAUAUUUCCUGGAAAAAACAAAAGAAAAAGAAAAAAAAAGGGUGUUUCGAGGAAUGUGAAACCAUGGCACUCCUGGAAAGCGUAGCGUCCACUCAAUUUGGGGAUUACUACUAGUGAAUUUAAAAUGAAAAAAUUGCAGUCGUGAGAAUGAGAUGCAAUCUUAUCUAUAUUAAAAAAAAAAAAAAAAAACUUGAAGCUUAUAAAUAUCACUUUGAUCCACAAGGAAAUGCAUAGCCAAGAAACCCAAAUCUUAUAUUUUUGUUGCUAGUGAUUAUUAAUCAAGUUUAACAAAAAUGAGAAGAAGUCUGGGGUUCCAACAGCAGAACUUUUCCAUGCAAGAAGAAUCAUGGUACUCUGAGAGUGAGCAUUAUAGCCAUGGCUCUAGCAUGCAGAUGCUGCCUAGGCCUUGCUCUCCUAAGCCCUCAAAGCACCAAACAUUGCUCAAUAAUGGAAGCAACACCAUGCGCCAGCACCAGUAGGAUAGCUUUUAUGGUCAGAACAUGCACCAAAAUGGUUGGCAUGGCUCCUCCAAUGGUUGCUUCAACCAUGCCUCAGGUGGCAAAGUGAAGCCUGUUUUUGGCAUGGAUGAUACCCUAUUUUCAUAGGAUGGCAUGUUCAACAAUGCAACUGUGGAUGCCGAAUUCAGGAUCAGCACAGGCAGUGAAAGUGGAGGAAAUGAGGUAUGAGCAUAGCAGUUGGGGUACUGAUGGUGGCCACUGCCAAACAUUUGAUGAUAACUUCAAUUGGAAGCUCAAUGGCUGCAAAAAUUUCUGAGGUAAAUGUCUAAGAGGGGAAGGAGGUUUAACAGAGGAGCUGGCAUUUAUAAAAAAUAAAACUGUGCUUGGUGUUAUUUCUUUGGCUAGACCUGUAAACUCCCUGAUGAAUUCACUCAUAAAACUAUGAUAUAUGUAUCUGUUGAUUUCUAUAUUGCAACUAAAUAAAAACUAUUAAAAAAAAAGGCCACUAUCUGCAGUAAAGAAAGCUUCUUGGAUGAAAAAACUUGGUGCUUCAAGCUUUAUAGCACUUCUCAAUCCAGAAUUUGGUGAAUUGAAACUUGACUAUUGCUUACACGAAGUAUAUCUAUAAGAUUCUCAGUUAUUGCUUAUCAAAAAAAGAUUCUCAGGUUAUUCUGAAAUUUCCUGACAACCAACCUGAGAGCUUGUCAUGACAGUAACAUUAUUGCCUGUGCCCUAUAUUGUUACUGCACAGUCCAUCCUUUCAUUUAAAAAGCUGCCCUGCUACAAGUUUUGCUAGUCUAAGCAAAUCAAUCUGGAUGAACAAAAACUCCUGAGUUUUGACUCGGUGUUAUUGGAGUCAACUCGGUAGUUCAAAUAAGAAAUUGGUGAUGAACAAAAGCUUUUAAUUAAACUCUGUUUCAAUACACUAGUAGUGCAACCCACAGAUUGGUUUUUUUAUUCACCACUUACAAUUUGCUCUAGAAAUUUCAAGAACUAGAAUCUUGGCCGUAAAAAUUUGAUAACGUUUGGCAUAGGUAAGCUUGGAUCCAAGUUGCCUCUAGAACCAAACAAGCCUACUGAUUCAAGUCACAAAUUUGGUUAGAACUUCACCAGAAUUUCACUUGAAAGGUUUGCUAAAUGACAAAUUAGAACUGGAUAGUUUCCAUCCGCUCAUUGUUUCCUCUACUACAUAUUUAUGGGCACAUGGAGAUUAUCCCACACCAACACAGGAUACUCCAGAGAAAAGGCAUAAAGAUACAAAAUGCUUGCUUUUAGAAAUUCCCCAAUAAUAUCUCAAUUUGGUAUAAAUACAAAGCUCAUUUCUUCACUUUCCAGAUUCUCUUGUUUAGAAACUUGGCUAGAAAUUACAUCAUCCAUGUGAAGGUAUCAGAUUCAAUGUUAUCUUCUGGAAAUAAAACUGGACUAUAAAACCCCAGUUCUUGACACAAGAUACAAUCAAUAGAUAGAGUAGUUUCAGAGCCUGUCCAUAAGCAACCAAAAGUGACAGAAAAUGUCCUUCUACCAGAAUCAUCAUCAUGCCAAACGCCCUUACAAUAGGGAGGAUUCAUAUGACAGCUUCCAGGGCUCAUCAUUCAACAAUGGAUUUGAGUAUUUUCUUGAUCCUCCAAUAAGGAAUCAGGUUGGGGUUGCAGAAUAUCAUCAGAAAGCAACUGUUUGUGUUAGGGUGGGUGAUACAGAAAUCUGUAGUGAAAGUGUUGAUGCUGUAACUGAGGAGUUCAUUAAGUUAGAGCAUAAGAAGUUCUGAUAUAACAAGCGGAUGUGUGUCACAAGCAGCAUCUAUCCAUGCAGUAUGCACUAAAGCAUCAGUCUGGGUAAUUUCUACCCAGCCAUAAAUAACUUUGUGUGCAAAUAAGGCCAGCUAUUGACGCCAUAUAUAUUAUUAGUUUCUCAAUGCAAGUAUAGCCUUUGCAUUUCCUUA
This is a messenger RNA of Hevea brasiliensis (rubber tree), 5875 nucleotides long. RefSeq lists its product as uncharacterized. Gene Ontology annotation, cellular component: membrane. The record is from RefSeq and is a predicted model, not a curated record. NCBI's taxonomy places the organism in Eukaryota, Viridiplantae, Streptophyta, Magnoliopsida, Malpighiales, Euphorbiaceae. Gene Ontology annotation, molecular function: beta-1,4-mannosylglycoprotein 4-beta-N-acetylglucosaminyltransferase activity. The coding region runs from base 472 to 1650 and encodes 392 amino acids. The transcript has 2 exons. Gene Ontology annotation, biological process: N-acetylglucosamine metabolic process; protein N-linked glycosylation.